CGUGAACUCACGAAGACAGCAGGCAGAACUUAGUCCUUCUAGAGUAAUUACUAUAUUUAUGUUAAGGUAUGACACAAACACAGCAGACGAGUCCAAAUCCUCCUCGUUGGAGAGGACUCCAUUUACAAGAAAAACAGACUAAACUGGCGGAAAAAAUGAGGUCAUAUCAUAGCAUUCCGAGAAAAGAGACCGUGAGAUACCAAUAAAAUUACUUUGACAUUCAAAACUCAUCUUUGAAGUCCAUCUUGUCAUACUAAAGAGAAAGAGAAAAUAUUGGUAAUCAUAGCAAGAUACUUAACGACAGGACAAAUUGAAAGAGAAAAAAAUGCCCAGAAAACUUCUUCGAGAUUCAGACCGUGGCUGGUACAGCUGGGAGGGGCGGUUCAAUGCCGUCCUGAGGAUGAGCAAUGCCGCUCUGUGGGCCACAAAUAAAAAGAUCGAGAAGGAAAAACACAGGCACGUUGUCUGCUUAGACAAGCUGAGAGACGAGGAGCGUUGCUACGAUCAGCGGUCAGAGGACGAACUGAGAGACAUGAGAAACGAGUUGUUAGAAAUGAAAGCGUAUAAGACUGCGUACGAGAGGGCCAGUCUUAGGAGUUACUACGCCAGUCCUGAGCCUCCUCAGACGAUUUUUAUAACGGAAACGAAGAAGCCAAAAAUGAAGAAAGAGGAACAAAGACAGAAACCACCCCAAGAUCUGAAAAUCGGCAAGAUGAAAUGGGGUGCGAUGAAAUUAAAAUUAGGAUAUAAAACUGAGACAACUGAUGGAAAUGACUCCACCGUGGAGGGAAAUAGUAAAUCUACAACAAAUAGUCGAAUUUCUAAUACCAAAUUUAGCUUACAACAAGCAAACUUCACAAGUAUUGUCGCUAAGGUCAAGGAAGACGCUUACAGGAACCAGGUGUUUUCCAAACUGAAAACACUUCAGAAAAAUGAUCCGUUCGGCUUAAAAAGCAUAAUGAAUACAGACGAUACUCUCCACUUUCCAUACAGACUUCAAGAACGUUCGAGAACGUUUGUGUUCCCUCGAACUAACAUUAUGCUAGAUAUGGAGGGAGAAAGUCAAAGGUCAUCCGAUCCAAAAGUAACGAAAAAAUCCGAACGAAAACAAAUUGAGAACAAACGGGCGCUGGACGUUCGCAUGCGCGUUUUCCCGGAGAACUGCAAAAACAGAUUUUCAUUGAAUCAAUUCAUCGAGAAAAAUAAAAACGAACUGGUUACUAAAUGGUCCGAACCCGUGCGCAAACAGCGAAAAACUGGAGAAUUAAUCGAGAAAAUACAAUUCCCUCCUGUCGUCCAAAGAAGCAAAACAACCUCGGCAAUUUUUAGAGAUUACAAAAAAUACAGAAGGGAGCACGACGACACAUUGCUUCAUCGGCAGAGGGCACUGACGUUGCCAAACAUCGAAGCAGGCGAGACUGGCAUGCAGGAGAAAAUGGCAUCUUAG
Molecule: messenger RNA, 1447 nt
Organism: Lingula anatina
Lineage: Eukaryota; Metazoa; Brachiopoda; Lingulata; Lingulida; Lingulidae
Source: RefSeq, a predicted model, not a curated record